UUAAACAAGAUAAACGUACAGAAGUAGUCCGUGUCUUCAUAAAGUAGCCUACUCGGCAGGAGACAGGGUUGCCUGUCAGGCAUUGUUCAGGGCUGAAAUGCCCCACGAGCAGGAAACCGUCCUUCACUGCUCGUGCGCACUCAGUCAGCUGACACACUCAAAGUCAUGUGAUUUCAUUUUUUUAGGCAGAUGUAGUGCAAACAGUUGCUGUUAAACAUCUUGAAGUGUUCGAAACAAAGUCUCUAGUAAUUGUAUAUUAUAUCCUCUCGCACGUCCAACAUGGCUUGGACAAAGUAUCAACUAUUUCUUGCGGGUCUUAUGCUAACAACAGGCUCAAUCAACACGCUAUCCGCAAAAUGGGCUGACAUGUUCUCCGCAAAUGGUUGUAAAGACUCCCCUGAACACACAUUUUCCCACCCAUUUGUACAGGCCGUAGGGAUGUUCCUGGGGGAGCUCAGUUGUCUGGCUGUCUUCCACAUGCUGCUUUGUCACGACAGACGGAGACCAGAACCCAAGAUGAACACGGGCCAGAGCUUCAACCCCCUCCUCUUCCUUCCCCCUGCCCUCUGUGACAUGACUGCUACCUCCAUCAUGUAUGUUGCCCUGAACAUGACGAGCGCCUCCAGCUUCCAGAUGCUGCGUGGGGCGGUGAUCAUUUUCACGGGCCUGCUGUCGGUGGCCUUCCUAGGGCGCCGCCUGGUGGCCAGUCAGUGGACAGGCAUCCUCGUCACCAUCCUGGGCCUGAUAGUGGUGGGCCUGGCUGACUUCAUGAGCGGACACAAGGACGACUCGCACAAACUUAGCGAGGUGAUCACUGGUGACCUUCUGAUCAUCAUGGCCCAGGUCAUUGCUGCUGUCCAGAUGGUUCUGGAGGAGAAGUUUGUCUACAAGCAUGACGUUCAUCCUCUACGGGCAGUGGGCACUGAAGGGUUCUUUGGCUUCUUCAUCCUCUCGCUCCUCCUCAUCCCAUUUUUCUACAUCCCGGUGGGCAGCUUCAGCAACAACCCCCGCCACGUCCUCGAGGACGCGCUGGACGCCUUCUGCCAGAUCGGCCACAACCCCAUGAUCAUCCUGGCGUUGCUCGGCAACACAGUGUCCAUCGCCUUCUUCAACUUUGCCGGCAUCUCCGUCACCAAGGAGAUCAGUGCCACCACGCGCAUGGUGCUGGACAGCCUGCGCACCGUGGUCAUCUGGGUGGUCAGUCUGGCUCUGGGCUGGGAGCAGUUCCAUGGGUUACAGGUGUUGGGUUUCAUUGUGCUGUUGGUGGGUGCGGCGCUGUAUAAUGGGCUUCAUCGCCCCCUGCUUGCAAGGAUUCCGUGCUGCGCCAGCAUGGUGGAGGAGGAGGAAGGCAACCCAGCGGAGAGGACGAGAUUGCUGGACGAGGGAAGGGUGCAGGAAGAGAGCUAACUGACCUGAUAUGAUGACCUCGCAACAUACUGAAAGUGUGUGUAUGACAUGGAGAUAACAUAACCUUGUUGCACUCCACACCAUGUGUGUAUGACAUGAAGACGACACAUUUCUCAGAUAACUGUACAUGACAAUAUCUUUAAAACUAUUUUUAACUCCUGGUUGUAAAUUUCAGGUGACAUGUUGAUAGGAUCUUGGAAUAGCCUUCCUCACGGCUUGUUGCAGCAUCGGUUAAAUGUGUCAGUGGUGGCAGGCAUUUUAUAAAUCACCAAAAGGUUAAGCAUAACAUCGUUUGAUAGAGUGCAGUACCGUGUUCAUUGAUAUAUAUGGGUUUACUGUGGUUUCUUACACUUUUAACUAAUAUUUGAUUCUGGGAAAUGGGAAUACAUUCGUUUUGGGUUGAUUUAAUUUCAAUACUUUGGUCUUGACCAGUGUCGUUUGGUGGAUCUCACCGCUGUUUUUCGAUUGGGAAAAUGGGCUUGGGUUCAGUAUUACGGCCUUGGCAUUUAUACUGACCUCUUACUUCUGAUUUCCCCUGGUGUGAAAUCAUGGACUUGUAGUAACUUAGACAAGAUAUUGCAUAUGGCACCAGUGGGCUGUUGGUUCCAUGCUUUUUAAAUUGUUUUUCAUUGUUGCACUGUACAUUUUACUAAUGUAUCACUAGUGACAUGCCAGAAAUAUUUUGUAAUCCAUUGGACUUUCAUGCACAAAGUAGAUGUCCUAACCGACUUGCCAAAACUAUAGUUUGUUAACAAGAAAUUUGUGGAGUGGUUGAACAACGAGUAUCAAUUACUCCAACCUAAGUUUAUGUAAACUUCCGACUUCAACUGUACUUUGUAAUCCAUUGGACUUUUAGUACAUUUUUAGGGCUUUGAAUUUAAACCACACAUUUAAAUGUUAGCUGAAAUGGACCCCACUGACUACUUGUUACAGAAUGACUGACAUUGUGUGAGUACCAAUGCCAUUACCAUUGCACUAUCACAAGUCUGAUUUGGGAUCUAUGAUUCAAUAUUUCCUGCAUGCUUUUACUUGUGACAUUUUUCCCUGUUUUAUUAUCAAACAAUUGCAAUUGUUCUGGAUAUAUUAAUCGACUGACACAUUAUCACAUGUAUAAAAAAAAAAAUGAUUGUAAAGUCUAUUACUAGCCCAUGCUUCUUGGUACAUAUUUUUUUAUCAUGGGUAGCGUGGGUGAAUAUUGCUGGCGCUACCCCGAAGGCUAAGCCAUAGAUGAAAUAAGUUAGUUGAGCAGCCUACCAAGAUCUCAGUAAGUGAAAGGGAACUGUUCUCAGGACCAAUAUUCAUAUUUAGGUUUUUGUAAGACUUAUGUUGCACCUUUUGAUUAGGACAUAAAUUCGCGAUUCGUGAUUUUAAAGUGCCAUGUGAACAACGUUGACUGGAUGUAUUGAACUUGGCUCAAAAAAGUGGAAAUGGAGAGGGUUUUCAGUUAAAUGUUUAAAAAAAAAAAAGAAUAAAUAAAUAAAUAUAAAAAAUUGCUAAUGUUUUUAGCACUUGAGUUCUGUGCUGUAUUAUACUUAGAGGGUCGUUCCAUGAAAAUAAUGCCUUUUGUGUCCCUUUUGUUGUUUUAAGUAGAAAUUGUGCACCAAUAUAGCAUUUUUAUGAAGUGCCCUUUAGUAUAGACCAUAUCGAGAAUUCCAUAAAUCAGAUUUUUAAUAUGAAUAAAGGUUUGCUAAAGUGCUCAAAUUCAGCAUUUUGACAUGUCCCUCCGUCAACCCUGGGUCACUUCUAGGAAGAUUGUAACCCACUUAAUCCCAAAAUGUCUCCAAGUUCCACCAUCAUUUUAAAACGUUAGUUAUUUUGUUGCUUUGACAGUCAUUUCUGAAGAUGUAUUUAUUUCAUGUGAUUAGUGACAUUUACAUCUGUCUCUCAUUUUAAGGUCAACUCUGUUUCCUGAACUUAACUCAUUUUAAUAUGGUGAAACUAUUCCUUUUUAUUUUUUAUUUUUUUCAAAAGAAACAUUGAACAUCUAAUCGUCAAUUCAUAGAGUAAAAGCAGGUGCGCUGGUU
This is a messenger RNA of Coregonus clupeaformis (lake whitefish), 3431 nucleotides long. RefSeq names its product solute carrier family 35 member F6. The record is from RefSeq and is a predicted model, not a curated record. Lineage: Eukaryota; Metazoa; Chordata; Actinopteri; Salmoniformes; Salmonidae. Gene Ontology annotation, cellular component: intracellular membrane-bounded organelle; membrane. The transcript is spliced from 6 exons. The coding region runs from base 280 to 1407 and encodes 375 amino acids. Gene Ontology annotation, molecular function: transmembrane transporter activity. Gene Ontology annotation, biological process: transmembrane transport.